AUGACCAUGGUGACGUCUCCUCGUCUUAAGCUCGCUCUCAUCGGACUGGGGCGGCUAGGAACGCUUCGUGCGCGAAUUCUCGCUUUCCAGCAGCCUCGAAUCGAGCUUGUCGCCGUCUGCGAUACCAAACCGGGGGCGAAAAAAUGGGCUGCGACCAAUCUUCCAUCCAACGUCAGGUUCUUUGCGGAUCCAGAGGAUUGCAUGCGGAACAGCGGCGCUGAGGCCGUCCUCAUCUCGACCGCGACUGCUACGCAUGCUGCGCUCAUCUGCAUGGCCCUCGACUUGGAUCUGCAUGUCAUGUGCGAAAAGCCCAUCUCGAUCGACAUCGUCACCACUGCCGAAGUAGUGAACAAGGCUGCAUCCAAGCCCCAUCUCAAGUUUCUGCUGCCGUUCUCUCGAAGGUACGACGAGUCCCAUCGCGAGGCCAAGCUUCUGGUCGACAAUGGGUCGUUGGGUCAAAUCCACGCUGUCGAAACAACUUGCUACGAUAAGCAAGACGAUUCAGGCUUCUGGGUCACAUUCUCCCCUCAGUCCGGCGGCAUCUUCGUCGAUGCCGGUAUCCAUAUCUUUCUCACCGCCACUUCCUCCCAGAUCGACAUUGGCCGCUACUUUCUAGACGUCGCAUCCAACCUCCCCAGCCCGAGGAAGCAGGUCAACAGAGUAGUAGCCAUGGGCCAGCAAGCCGUCUACCCCGACCUCGCCAAACACGGCGACUGCGACGCCGCCUGGGGCCUCGUGGAAUUCAGUAACGGCAAGAUCCUCAACGUCCACGUAGCCCGCACCCUCACCAACGGCUUCGAGAGCACGACACGCCUCUUCGGCACCAAAGGGCAUUCGAUCGUCAACGGGAACUCGGCGGCGAAUCGGGUGGAGGUGCGAGAUGCUUGGGGCGUGCGCACGGCCACGACGCCCGAUGCGUUUACGCUGUAUGAUCGCACGUUUGUGAGCGAUAUUGCGGAGUUUGCGGCUGCGGUGCUUGAUGGGAUGCCGUUGAGUUGCUUGCCUCAGGAUGCAUAUGAGGCGGGUAAGAUUGCAUGUGCGUUGCAGCACUCUGUUCGUGUUGGGCUGCCUGUUUACUUUGAUGAUGAGGGGUUGCCUGUACUUGAGACUGGACAAGUCAAUGGACAUAGAUGA
Molecule: messenger RNA, 1134 nt
Organism: Neohortaea acidophila
Lineage: Eukaryota; Fungi; Ascomycota; Dothideomycetes; Mycosphaerellales; Teratosphaeriaceae
Exons: 5
Coding region: 1-1134 (377 amino acids)
Biological process (GO): NADPH regeneration
Cellular component (GO): cytoplasm
Molecular function (GO): oxidoreductase activity; nucleotide binding
Source: RefSeq, a predicted model, not a curated record